GACACACAGUGGGACACAGACACGAACAUGCAGUCCGGAGAUCUCCUUCUCUUCUCAUCAAUUUCUGACGUAUUUUGCAUUCCUAUGCACACCCUCAGGCUGCCACACAGCCCCAUCCCGCUCCAUGAUAGCUCUGAAGUAUGGCACCUACUGAAGUCCCACCUACUCUUGCACACCCACGCUCACACACAGCAGGAAGCCAGAGGAGCAGAGUACAAGCACCUCAUGACUGCCUGCAGGUGUCCUUGCCCACCGUUCCUGGGCAGCCAACAGCCUUUGGGACAUUUCAGACUCCUGCUCACUCCCUUGCCCACCCACAGAGAGAUGUAUCUCUUCCUCUCCACCUCUCCUCUUUCCACACUUCUGUGUCUGUGCUGUCACCAGGGGCAGGUGGCUGGAAGGAGGGGGCCUUUCUCUAUGGAUUUCCACCGGUUUCUUGUGGCCAUGUUGCUCCCUGUGGGCUGGGCCCUUCAGCAAUCACCAGAUACAGUUGUCCGUGUGGGAGACACUGUGACUCUGGAAUGUUCUGCAUCAGGGAAGACUUUUGUAAACAUGUACUGGUACAAGCUACCCACGGAGAAGAAUGCCAGUCUGCAGUUGGUUGUAUAUUCAGUGGAAGGUGGCAAAGCAGAUAUUGAGAAGGAAUUCAAAAAUCGCUUCCAGAGUAAUGGGACUAAGAACAACCAUUUAUCUGUGAAGAUAGAGCAUGCCCUACUCAAUGACUCAGGCACAUAUUUCUGUGCUGAACGAGAUCCACAGCCAGUCUGUGAACCUGGAAUGUUCCAAGAAGAAAUCCUCCAACACAGAGCUAUGUACUGGUUCAUUCUGCCUUCAGAGAAGAAUUCCAGUUUGACCCAGAUGGUCUAUGCUUAUGAAGGUGUUAAUGCAGUAGUGGAGAAGGGUUUUGAGAGCCAUUUCAAGAGCAGCAAUAUACAAGGAGACAGUAUCACCCUCUCAAUAGAACAUGCCUUUCUCAAUGACUCUGGCACAUACUACUGUGCUGAGGGUGAGCACAGUGGAGACAAUGAGCUCCUGGAGAAUGUCUAG
This is a messenger RNA of Haemorhous mexicanus (house finch), 1047 nucleotides long. RefSeq lists its product as uncharacterized. Gene Ontology annotation, cellular component: plasma membrane. The coding region runs from base 28 to 1047 and encodes 339 amino acids. NCBI's taxonomy places the organism in Eukaryota, Metazoa, Chordata, Aves, Passeriformes, Fringillidae. Gene Ontology annotation, biological process: cell surface receptor signaling pathway. The transcript is spliced from 4 exons. The record is from RefSeq and is a predicted model, not a curated record.